Papaver somniferum (opium poppy) is the source of this 1487-nucleotide messenger RNA. RefSeq names its product protein TOM THREE HOMOLOG 1-like. Bases 237 to 1103 code for a protein of 288 amino acids. The record is from RefSeq and is a predicted model, not a curated record. Lineage: Eukaryota; Viridiplantae; Streptophyta; Magnoliopsida; Ranunculales; Papaveraceae. The transcript is spliced from 11 exons.
UCCUAAAAAUUGAAACGAAAAUAUUCUUUUUCUCUCUUAGAAUCCUACUUUCUCUCUCAUCGUUGAGAUCCUUAGUUUGAUUUUGAUGUUCACACUUUUUUUCAUUUUCAUCCGUCACCCUUUAGAUUAAAUUUGAUUUUUUCGAAUUAUUUCAGAUAGUGUUGUGUUAUUAUUAAGAUUAUAAUUUGCAAUCGCGGGGAAAUUUAUCUGAGAUUUCCCUGGCGACGGAUUUGUAGAUGAAUUCUUCUUCAGCGAAUUUUAUUAUGGCUUAUAGACUUACAAACGCUUCAGAUUGGUGGAUAGAAGUUAAUAAUUCACCUAUUUGGCAGAAUCGGAUUUUUCAUACCCUUGCUGGAUUAUAUGGUUUUGUUGCUGUUGUCGCUCUGAUCCAACUUGUUCGGAUAGAAUUAAGAGUUCCCGAGUAUGGUUGGACCACACAGAAGGUCUUUCAUUUCUUGAAUUUUGUGGUGAAUGCUGUUCGUUCUGUUGUCUUUGUGUUUCGAACGGAUGUUCAACGGAUAAAACCAGAGAUUCUACAGCACGUCUUGCUUGAUACACCCAGUCUUGCAUUCUUCACUACAUAUGCACUCCUUGUUCUGUUCUGGGCUGAAAUAUACUACCAGGCACGUGCAGUAUCUACUGAUGGACUUCGGCCAAGUUUCUUCACAAUUAACGGGGUGGUGUACGCCAUUCAGGUAGCUCUCUGGUUGAUCAUGUGGUGGAAACCUAUCCACCUUAUGAUAGUCUUGUCCAAGAUAUUUUUCGCAGGUGUAUCAUUAUUUGCAGCCCUCGGGUUUCUUCUCUAUGGAGGAAGGCUCUUCUUGAUGUUGCAACGGUUCCCUGUUGAAUCAAAAGGACGGCGCAAAAAGUUACAGGAGGUUGGCUAUGUCACCACCAUAUGUUUCUUAUGUUUCCUCACAAGAUGCAUAAUGAUGUGCUUUAAUGCCUUCGACAAAGCAGCUGAUCUUGAUGUUUUAAACCACCCAGUUCUCAACUUCCUCUACUAUCUGUUGGUGGAAAUUCUUCCAUCUGCUCUGGUGCUUUUCAUAUUAAGGAAGUUGCCACCUAAGCGUGGGAUAACACAAUAUCACCCAAUCCGUUAAAGACAAUUAUCGUCAGAUGAAUAUAGCUGGGCAUGGUAGUUAUUGCUGUUUGAAGAAAUAGCUUAUCUUCUCUGGAUGACGGAUGAAAGUGAAGAAAUUAACAUGGAGUUGAUAACAGAAACUGGCACCAAAUUAGCAGCUGGAGAUUUGGUUUUGACAAGAAGGGUUUCCUAGUUCUUCUUUGUCUGUGAUUGUAGAUUUUAUGAAGAAAAAGAAAAAAAAGUUCAAAAGAAAAAGGUAUAAGGAUAAAGCUUGUUAAAUAUUUCGAGUCAGUUAAAAAAAAUGUAAUGACCUUUUCUGUGUCACUCUAGAGAUUUAAUAUAGAGUUGGAUUUUUUUUUCUUUUUUCUUGACAUAACAGUGCUGGCAAAGUAUUCUUUUUGAA